Molecule: messenger RNA, 530 nt
Organism: Cuscuta campestris
Lineage: Eukaryota; Viridiplantae; Streptophyta; Magnoliopsida; Solanales; Convolvulaceae
Source: the annotation of a GenBank genome assembly
AGGGAGGGUUAUAACAGGCAGCAAAUAAUGGUGUCCCGCCAGCCAGCAGCGCUGGCGGCUCAACCAAAACCACCAGCCUUUAGUUGCCCGAUUUGUAUGGGGCAGUUUGUGGAAGAGACGUCGACCAAGUGUGGACACAUUUUCUGUAAGAAAUGUAUCGUCGCCGCAAUAGCUGUCCAGGGGAAGUGCCCUACCUGUAGAUACCAUCCACUCAAAGAAAAAGACACUUUCAGGAUUUACCUUCCUACAUCAUAUUAACAUCAUAAGAUUCCAAAGUGUUGUUGCAGGGUCUAACUUUUCUAAUUUUUUGAUGACUUGGGAUUCUCUUUGAUCUUCAUAUCCCUCUCUUUGGAGCAAGAAAGACAUGGGGGUAGGUUUUUGUUUCUAUUGAUAAGAUGAAUAAUUAUGUUUUUUUAUGGGUGACCAUUUUUGUCAAACCCAAAGACAAAGUGAAGCAAUUUUUUUGUUUUUUUGAGAAGUGAAUUUUAGUGUUGUUUUUUGAGUUCCAUUGUGUUAUUAUCUGUCUUUCU